ACACACUCACUCACUCACUCAUGACACAUCCGCUCUCAUCCCACCUUAUAUCGCUAUAUAUACUCUCACAAGUCACAACCCAUAACCCCUAUUACCCUAUACCCAAACAAUAAGCUAAGAAAAGCACAUUGUUAGCCAUAAUGAAACUCCUUCACUUCACUCCCCUCUUCAUUCUCCUUCUCCAACUCUUCUUCCUCACCCGACUCGGCCUCGGCCAACCCGAUAAUUCUUGUAACUUCCCAGAAGACAAGGGCUCAACCCUAAAAGUGUUCCAUGUAUCAAGCCCAUGUUCACCAUUUAAGCCAAAGAAAAUGUCAUGGGAAGAAAGUGUAAUCCAAAUGUUUAUGGAGGACAAGGCCCGAUCACAAUACUUGUCGAGCCUCGUUGCACGGAAAUCAAUAGCUCCUGUAGCGUGGGCUCGGCAGCUGAUCCAAAGCCCAACCUACAUUGUAAGGGUGAAUGUUGGGACACCUGCUCAAACAUUUCUUAUGGCUUUAGAUACAAGCAAUGAUGUUGCUUGGUUGCCUUGUAAUGGUUGUGUUGGUUGCGGUCCAUCCCUUUUCUCAUCCGAUCAAUCUAACUCUUUUAAGCCUGUUUCUUGUGGCACUUCCCACUGUGCGCAGGUAACAAACCCUGUUUGUGUUCAUAAAAUAUGCACCUUCAACCAAACCUAUGGAGGAUCCACCCUAGCGGCCACUCUCUCACAAGACACCGUGGCCCUAGCCCGAGACCCUAUCCCACACUUGGUGUUUGGAUGCAUUAAAAAGACAACCGGGUCAUCGGUUCCACCACAAGGGCUAUUAGGCCUUGGACGAGGCCCAUUAUCGCUCCUUUCGCAGACCCAAAGCCUAUAUCGAUCCACAUUUUCUUACUGCUUGCCUAGCUUUAGGUCAUCCAACUUUUCAGGUUCGUUGAAGCUUGGCCCGGUAGCCCAGCCUAAAAAGAUCCAUUACACACCAUUGCUUAAGAACCCAAGGAGACCUUCCCUGUACUAUGUUAAUUUGGUUGGAAUCAAAGUGGGCAGAAAAACCUUAAGCAUUCCACCUGCUGCUUUGGCCUUCAAUCCUACCACCGGAGCUGGCACCAUUAUUGAUUCAGGUACGGUGUACACCCGGCUAGCACUACCAGCAUACACGGCAUUGCGCGACGAGUUCAGGCAUCAAAUGAGGAAGGCGAACGUGACAUCCCUAGGUGGAUUUGAUACAUGCUAUAGCGUUCCAGUAACUGUAUCAUCCAUAACAUUCCUUUUCCAAGACAUGAAAUUGACAAUGGACCAAGACAACUUCCUGCUUCGCAGUGCGUCCACCAGCAUCUCGUGCCUGGCUAUUGCAGCCUCCCCGGACAAUGUUAACUCCUCCCUCAAUAUCGUUGCUAGCAUGCAACAGCAGAACCACAGGGUCGUCUAUGAUAUCCCCAACAAUAGGAUUGGCAUUUCUCAUGAGUUAUGUACUUAGAUUCAUUUUUAAGGUAAUAUAUUGGGGUUUGUUAAUGUAUUAUUAGUACAACCUAAGUGUCAUUAUCAAAUAAUGUCCCUGACUUUAAAGCUCUUGAUUUUCUUUCUUAAUCAAUCUUGUGGAUUUGCCGGGAAACAGAUUGUUUGAAAGAUUUGUUUUAUCA
This is a messenger RNA of Spinacia oleracea (spinach), 1617 nucleotides long. Its product is annotated as aspartyl protease AED3. The transcript is spliced from 3 exons. Bases 141 to 1454 code for a protein of 437 amino acids. Gene Ontology annotation, biological process: proteolysis. Gene Ontology annotation, molecular function: aspartic-type endopeptidase activity. Lineage: Eukaryota; Viridiplantae; Streptophyta; Magnoliopsida; Caryophyllales; Amaranthaceae. The record is from RefSeq and is a predicted model, not a curated record.